Molecule: messenger RNA, 1746 nt
Organism: Besnoitia besnoiti
Lineage: Eukaryota; Apicomplexa; Conoidasida; Eucoccidiorida; Sarcocystidae
Product: katanin-like family protein
Exons: 15
Coding region: 1-1746 (581 amino acids)
Biological process (GO): microtubule severing
Cellular component (GO): microtubule cytoskeleton
Molecular function (GO): ATP hydrolysis activity; ATP binding
Source: RefSeq, a predicted model, not a curated record
AUGAGUCAUCAUCGGAGACAUCUUCGUUCCCCUCCGCAUUUACAAGCACCGUCGGACAUGCUCAAGCAUACGGACCGAGGACGCGUUUACCUCUCUAGAAGAAAUAAAGCGGUCGUGGUCAUAGAAGGCAGUCCUGCCGCUUUCUGCGUCGCCACAUACGAAGGCCUGCCAGAGGAGAAGGCCGCACAGGCGACAGGCCGUUUCUCACUGAAGGCCACUCUGGAGGCUGCUCCAUCAGGGCACCUCGACGGCCAAGCCCUCUACCUCGUUUUCGAUCUCCAGAAAGCAGGCGACGUGACUGGGGCGUGUGACUUUUGUGCCCUGAAUUUAAAUUGCUCCACUCGGGAAUAUCGCGUUGAGAGCUACGGGGCCGGAGGAAAUCUACGCGUCCUCCAGACCGCUGCGAACGUGGCGGCACUCCGCCCCAACGAACCGGUUUCCGUGCGGCUCAUGUUUCAUGCUGACGUGAUCAGCGUGGAGAUAAAUGAGGCUAUCGUGACGGACAGCCUCCACGUCGGUCGCUGGCCUGCUCUGCCAGUCGAAUGUGCAUAUACGCGCGGCGUGGGGGUUGCGGUAUACGGUCGGACGCGCGCCCUCGUUUCCAAGUUCUCACUCACUUCAGAGUGCCCGACUCUGAGAGUCGCGAGACCCUCCCUCUCUUUGGGAAGUGAUGAGCUAACUGCGAGAUCCCUCGCCACCGUGGAACGCACGGCGGACUGCUCAUUUGCCUCGACCAGGCUCGUGGAGGAAGAGGGACCCCGCCGGGACGCCGAGGAGACGGAGCUCGCCGCCAUGCUUGAGCGCGACAUUCUUCGCGAGCCCCUCCAGGUCUCUUUCGACGACGUGGCGGGUUUGUCAGACGCGAAGCGCCUGCUGAAGGAGGCAGUGAUUCUUCCUUCGCUUCUUCCGGAGUUGUUCAGAGGUGUGCGAGAGCCGUGGAGAGGCUUCCUGCUGUUUGGGCCUCCAGGGACCGGCAAAACCCUUCUGGCGAAGGCAGUGGCGUCUGCGACGCAGUGGACGUUUUUCGCGUGUUCGCUGGCGACUCUCACCUCCAAGUGGCGCGGCGAGUCUGAAAAACUCAUUCGCGCUCUCUUCCAAACGGCUCGCGCCAGGGGCCCAACUGUCCUUUUUUUCGACGAAAUCGACGCCCUGAUGGCCAGGCGGGGGUCGGCCUCAGAGCACGAGGCCUCGCGCCGCGCAAAGAGCGAGCUGCUCAUUCAGCUCGAUGGCUUAACUGCUGCGGCGGUUCGUCGCAACCGGGCCGGCGAGGAGCCUGAAACAGACACAGGCGGAGAAGGGCUCGCCCCUGACCACAUUUUAGUCCUCGCCACCUCAAACACGCCGUGGGACAUUGACGACGCUCUGCGGCGCCGCCUAGAGAAACGGAUCUACGUCCCGCUGCCUGACCGGGCGGCGAGGGAGCACCUGCUGCGCAUUCACGUGGGAGAUAUUUCUUCAGCUGAAGACCUCGAUUUGUCCACCGUGGCGGAUCGCACGGAGAAUUUCUCUGGUGCCGAUCUCCAGCACCUCUGUCGCGAGGCCUGCAUGAACCCGAUUCGUCGCGUUUUCGCCGAUCUCUCCCUCGACGAAAUAAGGGAAAAACGUGCAACGGGCGCGUUCGAUAAAGACGCAGUUCAAGUCACCAUGGCAGACUUCGAGCAAGCCCUGCAGAAAGCGAGACCGUCGAUAAACGCUGCAGAGAUCAAGAAAUAUGAAGCAUGGGACGCGGCGUUCGGCAACCGAUGA